AUGGACCAAAAGGGCCUUCAGAAGCUAUUGAAGCUUUCGACCAGCUUGCAUACCGACGAAGCUGCAGCGUCGUCAGAUGCCGCAACAUCUCGGCCAAAGCUGGACGCUGCGAUGCUCAAUCACAUCAUGGGCCCGGAUGAUGCUACCUUGAUGAUGCAGGCUAUGCAGGCCAUCGAAGACAAUUCCAUGUCGCGCGACAACCAUGAAAUUGCUUUUGAGAAUCUUGAAGGUCUGGUGGAACAAAUCGACAACGCCAAGAACUUGCAAAGUCUUGGCCUGUGGCCGCCGAUUUUGAAGCAGCUCGACAAGUCGGAUGCUUUUUACCGCAAGAAUGGUUGUGCUGUGAUUGCAGCGGCCUGUCAGAACAACCCAGCGACGCAAGAGGCAUUUGUCAAGGCCAAUGGCCUCGAAAGAGUUGUCGACCUCUUCUCCAACGAAACAGACGUCUCUGUGCGGCGUAAAGCGCUUUUUGCCAUAACAAGCACGCUGCGGAAUAGUGAUGUCGCGUUGCAAAGGUUCGCUUCAAUCGGUGGUUGGCAGGUCUUCUCAGCUCAGCUGGAGGGAAUACAAGACUUGGCGCUGCAGAAGCGGUUGGUGUUCUUCCUGCAAUCCCUCUACUUUACAGGAGAGAGCCUUGGCGUUGACACCGAAAUAAAGAUGGGAUUUAUGCCCAAGCUGCAGGCCCUGACGGCUUCGCGGGAGGCGCAAGAAGACGAAGAUUUCAAAGAGAAGCUGCAGGAUACAAUUGAGACCGCGCAAAAGUGGCGCGCCGAAAGUUCUUGA
Messenger RNA from Protomyces lactucae-debilis, 783 nucleotides. Its product is annotated as armadillo-type protein. The transcript has a single exon. The coding region runs from base 1 to 783 and encodes 260 amino acids. The record is from RefSeq and is a predicted model, not a curated record. Lineage: Eukaryota; Fungi; Ascomycota; Taphrinomycetes; Taphrinales; Protomycetaceae.